GGGGCGGGGUUUCCAGAAGCUCGCAGCUCGCGAGCAGGGGCUUUCCUCAAUGACGUAAAUGGAAAAGAGAAGCGAGCUGCGGGUUUAAUCGGCGUCGCGGUGUGCGGUGUGCGGUGCGGAUACAGAGGAGCAGGGCUAGAAAACGAACCAGACAGCUCAUCCAGCCGACUGAAGAGCUCUGUGUGGGCUUCAUAAGUGUGCUGAAGGAAACGCUUCCAAGGGGGAGUUGGGUGAAUAGACAGAGUAGACAGCAGCUCUCAGUGUAACGCCCUGUUCCCACCAGCACUGAUCCGGGUUAAGACAGGCUGAUUGAGAAGGAGAGGAGACGAGUAGCUCAGCACAGCCGUGUGAUUCAACCAAAGCAUCGGAGGACAUUAAGCUGAGGACGGGAGGACGGUCUGAGCCGGAGGACAUAUUUUCUAGUGCAUAUUAUAUUUCAUAUUGUUAUAGAAGCUGACAUCUACGUUUUUUUUUUUUUUUUUUUUUUUUUUUUUUUUUUUUAAACUUAAAAACCCCAGUUUUACUAAAAACGAGUACAUUUUGGAGUCUGUAGUAUUGGAAAUUAUAGAUGUUUACUUGAUUGUUUGCUAAUCAGCCUGCUUGAGUGUUACAAGAACAAACCGGUAGGACGCCAAGGGUUUUUUUUUUUUUUUUUAGUUUCUCUUUCCAUUGCGUCAACCUUGUUCAUUGAGGGUAAGCUCUGUUUCUAUUGUUUCAUGAUAAGUACAGAAAAAAAGGAGUGACUGUUUGCCGGGAAUCUUUCACUAGUGUCAGUAACUGGAUAUCUGAAAAUCUGGUUUGGGACAACACAGCUUUUUUGGCAUUUGAAGUACUCAUCCACUGUCAAUAAGAAUCCUGACACAAGAGUCUGUAUUUAAAGAUUUUGGUUCAAAGUCAUUAGAACCUUAUUAGGAAAGAAUCUAAAGGCAAUCAGAUAGUUCCUGGGCAAUGGGUUCAGAAAAAGACUCUGAAUCACCCCAUUCCUCUGUCAGUGGCAUUCCCAAUCCUAAAUGUCGUGGUCCGGGCAAGAAGCAGGGCAGGAUCACCUUCGCCAGCCUCUUUCAUAGCAAACGUGGUUCCAGGAGGAGUAAAGCUAAUUCGGGAACACCUUUAGCGCAGCAGCACAACCAGCAGCAACAGCAGCUCCUUCAGCCUCCCACUCCUACCGCUGCUUCCCCAGACCCUCUUACUGCCGACUCAGCCGAGCCUUUAUCCUCCAGCCAGGCCUCUCUGGGAGGACAGGAGCUCCUCGAGUGCCCACUAUGUCUGGUGCGCCAGCCACGGGAUCAGCUGGCAGAGCUUCAGGGCUGCAGUCAUCGCUCUUGCCUUUGCUGCCUGCGCCAGUACCUGCGCAUUGAGAUCACAGAGAGCCGUGUGCAGCUCAGCUGCCCCGAGUGUGCCGAGAGGUUGGCGCCCAGGCAGGUGGCACUCAUCCUGGAUGACGCUGCCCUGCUGGAAAAGUAUGAGGAGUUUCUGCUAAGGCGGUGCCUCGCCUCAGACCCUGACUGCCGCUGGUGUCCGGCUCCAGACUGCGGGUUUGCUGUCAUUGCAUCAGGCUGUGCCAGCUGCCCCAGGCUUGUAUGUCGCAGGGAAGGCUGCGGUGCCGAGUUCUGCUACCACUGCAAGCAGGCCUGGCAUCCGAACCAGACGUGUGACUCUGCCCGGCAGCAAAGGGCACUGUCUCUGAGAACACACAGCAACCACUCACCCAGUUACGCAGCCGAGCAAGGGCCCACUGAUGACAUCAAGCCCUGUCCCCGAUGUGGCGCCUACAUCAUCAAGAUGAAUGACGGAAGCUGUAAUCACAUGACCUGCGCUGUGUGUGGCUGUGAGUUCUGCUGGCUGUGUAUGAAGGAAAUCUCUGACCUGCACUACCUCAGUCCAUCAGGUUGUACUUUCUGGGGUAAAAAGCCAUGGAGUCGAAAGAAAAAGAUUCUAUGGCAGCUUGGCACUCUGAUCGGUGCGCCGGUUGGCAUUACGCUGAUCGCUGGCAUUGCAGUGCCUGCCAUGGUCAUUGGCAUCCCGGUUUACGUAGGAAGGAAGAUAUAUGCCCAUUAUGAGGGGAAGAAGAACUCUCAGCAUAGGAGAAACCUGGCCAUUACUGGAGGUGUAGCCUUGUCAAUCAUCACAGCCCCGGUUAUUGCAGCUGUCAGUGUUGGUAUUGGUGUACCGAUCAUGUUGGCGUACGUGUAUGGUGUGGUGCCAAUAUCACUGUGUCGCGGUGGGGGCUGUGGGGUUAGCAGAGGGAAGGGACGAGGCGUCAGGAUUGACUUUGAUGAAGACGAUGGACCCAUUACAGUUGCAGACGCAUGGCGUGCACUGAAGUCCCCCAGCCUUGGUGAGAGCAGCCUAGAGGGAGCAGCCAGUGGCCUUAGCACCACCUCGCCUAGUGAAGGCCUGUCUGUGGCCCCCGGGGGUCUCGUCGACACGCCCCACUUCAACACACUAGCUGGAGGAGCUCUCGGAGCCCGGACAGGAAAAUACAGCAGGCUGGAGGUUCAAGGCACUGAGAUUGGAAAGGAAAAUGUACACAGAGAGACAGGAAGCUUGGGAGCAGCCAGUGACUGUGCAAGCACUCGAGGCAUGGCAGGAUCCAUUACCUCCUCAUACACAAUACCUGAUAGAGAAGGCACAAACCUGGAGAUUCAGGUGGACAUUGAAACCAAACCCAGCCAUCUGUGUUUAACCAGUGAGGAGGAUCUGGCUCCCCGUGCUUGUGCCAUGGCGGCUGCUUCAGCGGAGGAGCCUCAGGACUGCAGCUCUCGCCGAGGGAGGGUUUUAUCCCGCUCGUCUCUGGGGCUGUCAUCAGGAGGCUCGCUCAGAGAGGGGCUCGGUGAUGUGACGCUGGCUCAGCCUGAGAGCAUCCGGAGCGACCUGGAGACAUCCGAUACGCAGUCAGACGACAUCGCCGAGCUCACAUCAGAGGACUGCGACUCUCCUAACCCUCCUCCUCAGCCCACCUGCCGAGCCCAGAACUCCACUGACGGCCUGCACUGCCCUGAUAACGUCAUCCUUUCUGUCUGAAAGGACCAGAGAGCUUUGACUGCUUUUUCGUAUUAUUUUGCUUUUUUUAAUAUAAUAAGUAAGACAGCUUACAUGCUCUCUGGGGAAUUUGGUGGCAUGGUCUGCCUGUUGCUCUGUCCGUUUUGCCUAAAUUACUGACAGGGCUCUACCUCUAUGAUUCAUACUGUUAGUAAUUAAUGUACCGACUGGUGCAAAAAAAAUGCCUUGGCUAUUGAAGCAAAAAUAAGUAAAUAAAAUAAACCAAGAUUUCCUGUCAGAAGAGACAAAAGAAAAAUAAUGCCAGACAAGUAAUACUGAAAAUACUAUUAAGCACACAUGUACAAUUUGUGAGGGACUCUGGAAAGGGUCUAUAUGGACUGUAAUGUUUUUUAUGUAUGUUGGGAGUGUGUGUAUGUCAAUUUUUUAUUUAUAACAAAGCAGCCUGGAAAUUGUAUCAUUUGCUGUCUGCAUGUGUAUAUACAGUAUGCAUGACCCGCACUUGUAUAUGAGGAUACAAGUAUAGUAUGUAGUAGUUGCACUGACCAAGUUUGCACAGUGAUAAGACGUAAAUGGGCCUGCACGUGACUCUCACCUGCACAGAGAACGAAGUUCAGUGAUGGAGGCGAGGCACUGUUAUGUAGAGGAAAAAAACGAUUAUGGGAAAUAAGCAAUGAUGGGGGCAUCAGGCAGUUACCACCCCAAAGCUGAUUAUUUUCCUAUAAAAGACCUCCUGAAGUGUUGUAUUCUUCUUAUACCACAGCAAUUUGCCAACCAUUACAAUUUUUCAUUUAUUAAGGAGUGACAUACUUUUUAUCCCUUUAUAAUUACAUUUACUUUUAAGGAACGUCUCUGAAACAAGUUAGUUUGUUCUGAAGACUUUCCUGUGUUGGAAAACUAAGGUGAAAAAGGAAGAGCUGUAGCUCUGACUUUUAACACUGGGUACUUUUUUUUUUUUUCUUUUUUUCCCAGAUCGCUGUAUGAGCACUUCACCAUAUCAGCAAUUAUGUUAUUUCUAAAUCUGUUGAUGUGGCGUAGCUGUCAUACAAGUUGCUGGGAUACAAUACCAUAUUAGAAUGAGCUCCUUCGAACCAAUCAGAUUUAAGACUUUAGCAGCGCUGUGGUUUAAAGAAGACUAAUCACUUCACAAGCAGACAGUUCCACCUUAAUCAUUGUCUGCCUGCCUUAGAGACAACACGCUCUCCAUCAUGCUCUCAGUCCCUUUCCACUGACAACACUAUAUGUGCACACGUCUGCUUGUGUGUGUGUGUGUGUGUGUGUGUGUGUGUGUUAUUUGUGAGUUUGUAUUAAAUAGCAAAGAUUUAAAGCAUCGACAGUAAGACAGACCACCUGAUGCACUUUUUUUUUCUAAUAAAGCUUUGUAUUAUCAUGGACUCCCUGCCAUGUGUUUGGACUUGAGCGUUUCUGAAUAAUAAAUUUAAUCAAAUCAUCAGCUUCUUGCACUUUAUCCCAGUGUUUGUCAUUGCCCUGAAAGCUAGUUUUAACCUGUAUACUUAGUAUCCCCCUGAUUCAUUUGCUUUUAAUUGUACCCCCCAAAAAUGACAAACCAUUUGAUUGUAUACUAUUUGUUUGUUAUAUUAUUGUGGAAUGUAAUGGAAUAUUAUACUUUUUUUCAUAUGCUGCAUUUUGGCUUCAUAUGUGUCUUCAAUUAUAAAACCUUAAUCAUAAACUAA
Messenger RNA from Pangasianodon hypophthalmus (striped catfish), 4694 nucleotides. It is a transcript of the gene rnf19b, whose product is annotated as ring finger protein 19B. The transcript has 10 exons. The record is from RefSeq and is a predicted model, not a curated record. NCBI's taxonomy places the organism in Eukaryota, Metazoa, Chordata, Actinopteri, Siluriformes, Pangasiidae. Gene Ontology annotation, cellular component: ubiquitin ligase complex; cytoplasm. Gene Ontology annotation, molecular function: ubiquitin conjugating enzyme binding; ubiquitin protein ligase activity; zinc ion binding. Gene Ontology annotation, biological process: ubiquitin-dependent protein catabolic process; protein polyubiquitination; positive regulation of proteasomal ubiquitin-dependent protein catabolic process. The coding region runs from base 949 to 3024 and encodes 691 amino acids.